AUGGCUUCCAAUGAGCCUAGACGAGAUGGACGCUUGGACGAACAGACAUCUUCGCUGAACGGUAACAAGGCGCAUGCAAUUCCAAAGUUGGUCCCUCGAUCCCAAGGAAAACCCUCCAGAACAGGAGCGCCGUCAGAAGCUGCCCCAGAGACACCUGAACUUCCUCUUCCUCCUCAACUUGACUCUGUACAAUUCAAGACUCCCGUUAAACGCAUUCUAUCCCCGACAGACCACAAAAAAUUCCUCGCCUCUCCUACCUACACCCUCAUCCAGUCAUGGAUAUUUACCCUGGCAGACUGUGUCAAAGGCCGUAACAACUCGACGUUGGAUAUUACAAAACUCUCCACACAGAUCCGACAACUGGACGCGGUUCUCGAUGCCAUCAAGACUCUCAUCGAACGCUAUCCUCCACUUGAUACCGGUUCUAGAUUUGGCAACCCUGUCUUCCGAGACCUACACAAGGCCAUAGUAAGAGAUGUGGAAUCACUGCACACAGAAGAGCUGGGUCUGCACGAAGAGGCUGCCAUACAGGAGAUUUCGGUCUAUUUUAUCAACUCUUUCGGAUCAGAAGAGCGACUAGAUUACGGUUCUGGACAUGAAUUGAACUUUAUGAUGUGGCUGCUGUGCUUGUAUCAGUUGGGUUUUGUUCCGCGUGACGAUUUCCCUGCGAUUGUUAUGCACACAUUCACCCAGUACCUCGAUCUGAUGCGGAAAAUCCAGAGCACAUACUACCUAGAGCCAGCUGGAAGCCAUGGGGUCUGGGGUCUGGACGACUAUCAAUUCUUACCGUUCCUGUUUGGGGCCAGUCAGUUGAUCGGGCAUCCGUACAUCACCCCGAAAUCCAUACACAACAAUGUCGUGUUGGAUGAGGAAGGCGACAAGUAUAUCUAUCUCAACCAGGUCCGAUGGGUCGAUAGCGUCAAGACGGUCAAGGGACUCCGUUGGCACAGUCCAAUGCUGGACGAUAUCUCUGGCGCCAAAAGUUGGCAAAAGGUCGAAGAUGGCAUGAGAAAGAUGUUUAUCAAGGAAGUGCUGGGCAAACUGCCUAUCAUGCAACAUUUCCUCUUCGGUGGCUUGAUUCCAGGGACGGACGACAUGGGUCACUUGGACCUGGAGACCCUUCGCUUACAAGAAGAAAGGAUGAAACAUGUUAAGGAAAAGGGCCACGAACCUGAUUAUUGGGGCGAUUGCUGUGGCAUCAAGGUGCCGAGUACGGUAGCAGCAGGAGAAGAGAUGCGAAAACGAAUGGGCACCUUUGGUGCACUGCGCCCGAUACCAUUCGACUAG
Messenger RNA from Exophiala oligosperma, 1287 nucleotides. RefSeq lists its product as uncharacterized. Gene Ontology annotation, biological process: mitotic spindle organization. The record is from RefSeq and is a predicted model, not a curated record. Gene Ontology annotation, cellular component: cytoplasm; protein phosphatase type 2A complex; nucleus. Gene Ontology annotation, molecular function: protein tyrosine phosphatase activator activity; peptidyl-prolyl cis-trans isomerase activity. Lineage: Eukaryota; Fungi; Ascomycota; Eurotiomycetes; Chaetothyriales; Herpotrichiellaceae. The coding region runs from base 1 to 1287 and encodes 428 amino acids. The transcript has a single exon.